Blepharisma stoltei is the source of this 450-nucleotide messenger RNA. Lineage: Eukaryota; Ciliophora; Heterotrichea; Heterotrichida; Blepharismidae. The record is from the annotation of a GenBank genome assembly.
AUGGACGAAAGCAAACCCCAACCAAAUGACGACGCCAAAAACACCCCAGAAAAAUCCCAAUCAUCCCCAGAAGAAAACCUUAAGCCUCACGAAGUCGAAGAAAUAGAUAACCGCUCUAUCUUUGUAGGAAAUGUCGAUUUCAGUACUAGCACUGAGGAAUUGCGCGAUGUUUUUAAAGGCUGUGGAAACAUUGAACGUGUCACAAUCCCUAUUGACAAAUUUUCGCAGAUCCCCAAAGGAUAUGCAUAUAUAGAAUUUUCUGACCAAAGUGGAGUGUUAAAAGCACAGAGUUUGAAUGAAAAAAGCUUCAAAGGGAGAAAACUUAAGGUGAUGCCAAAGAGAACAAAUCUUCCAGGGCAUAAUAAAUCACGGCCGAGGUUUCGUGGGUCAUUUAGAGGAUCUUUCGCUUAUGGGAGAUCUAGAUACUCGAGGUUUAGACCAUAUUAUUAA